Molecule: messenger RNA, 2855 nt
Organism: Nerophis lumbriciformis (worm pipefish)
Lineage: Eukaryota; Metazoa; Chordata; Actinopteri; Syngnathiformes; Syngnathidae
Gene: evi5b
Product: ecotropic viral integration site 5b
Biological process (GO): regulation of GTPase activity
Molecular function (GO): small GTPase binding; GTPase activator activity
Source: RefSeq, a predicted model, not a curated record
UAGACGGCGCCAUGGCAGCCAGCCCGCGCAACAAGACACCCAGGCGGCUUCGCUCCAGACACUAACGCCGAUAAAAGUGUCAGAAAAUCGUCUCCCACGCAAGAAUGCAGGCGACAGACUGACGCAUGGGAAGCGGCAGUCAGGCAAGGAAGUUUGGCGCGGCUUCUUAAAAUCUCUUCAAGCCACAACACUCAGCAGGCAGCCCUGCAAGGAGCUUUGCGGUGCCUGCUCAUGAGAAAGAUGAGGAACAUGACAGUGAUAAUGUGGCGACAGACAAGGUUGCAGGUAAGCUGAGUUCAACUCUCUCAUGGGUGAAGAACUCGGUGUCUCAGAUGGCUAGCCAGGUGGCCACGCCCACGACCUUGCCGACCUCCACGUCUCUGUCCUCGCCGGCCCUCUCGUCAUCCUCGCCGUCCCUGCUCAGCCCGGAUGACGAGCAGCUGCUCGCCAAGCUGGAGCAGCAGAACAGGCUGCUGGAGACAGACAGCAAGUCACUGCGCUCCAUGAAUGGUUCCAGGAGAAACAGCGGCUCCUCGCUGGUGUCCAGCUCCUCGGCCUCGUCCAACCUGUCGCACCUGGAGGAGGACACCUGGAUGAUGUGGGGGAGGGUCGUUAACGACUGGGAGGACAUGCGCAAGAAGAAGGAGAAGCAGCUCAAGGAUCUGGUGGUAAAAGGGAUCCCGCACCACUUCCGGGCCAUCGUGUGGCAGCUGCUAUGCAACGCCCAGAACAUGACCAUCAAGGACCAGUACUCGGACCUCCUGAAGAUGACGUCACCCUGCGAGAAGCUGAUUCGCCGAGACAUCGCCCGCACUUACCCGGAGCACGACUUCUUCAAGGAGAAGGACAGCCUUGGCCAGGAGGUCCUCUUCAACGUCAUGAAGGCCUAUUCUCUGGUGGACCGCGAGGUGGGUUAUUGCCAAGGAAGUGCCUUCAUCGUCGGGCUGCUGCUCAUGCAGAUGCCAGAGGAGGAGGCCUUCUGCGUCUUUGUGAAGCUGAUGCAGGACUACAGACUACGAGAGCUCUUCAAGCCCAGCAUGGCGGAGCUGGGCCUCUGCAUGUACCAGCUGGAGUGCAUGAUCCAGGAACAUCUGCCGGAGCUCCACCUGCACUUCCAGGCACAGAGCUUCCACACCUCCAUGUACGCCUCCACCUGGUUCCUCACUAUCUUCCUCACCUGCUUCCCGCUGCCCGCGGCCACCAGGAUCUUUGACAUCUUCAUGUAUGAGGGUCUGGAGAUCGUGUUCCGAGUGGGACUGGCCAUCCUGCAGAUGAACCAGGCGGAGCUCAUCCAGCUGGACAUGGAGGGCAUGCUGCAGCACUUCCAGAGGGUGGUCCCGCACCAGCUGGACAGCGGACCUGACAAAGUCAUCCAGGCGGCGUAUCAAGUCAAGUACAACGCCAAGAAGAUGAAGAAGUUGGAGAAGGAGUACACCAGCAUCAAAAGCAAGGAGAUGGAGGAGCAGGUUGAGAUAAAAAGGCUGCGGACGGAGAAUCGCCUCCUCAAGCAGAGGAUCGACACGCUGGAGAAGGAAAGUGCUUCCUUGGCAGAUAGAUUGAUCCAGGGACAAGUGACGCGGGCUCAGGAGGCUGAGGAGAACUACCUGGUCAAGCGGGAGUUGGCCACGGUCAAACAGCUGGGCCAGGAGGUCAGCGCUCAGCUGGAGCAGGCCAAGAAAACCAUCGGGCAGCUUCAGCAGCAGCAGCCGCAAGCGAAGGCGGCGUCGCGCUGCUCAGAGGAGGCGGUCCUGCAGCUGGAGAGAGAGCUGGUGCAGGCCAGGCUGAAGGAGGCGGAGUCUCAGUGUGCCCUCAGGGAGAUGCAGGACAAGAUUUUGGACAUGGAGAAGCGCAACACGUCGCUGCCGGACGACACCAACGUGGCGCGACUCCAAGAGGAGCUGAUGGCGGUCAAGCUGAGGGAGGCCGAGGCCCUCAGCGGCCUCAAGGAGCUGCGGCAGCAAGUGCGAGACCUGGAAGACCACUGGCAGCGCCACCUGGCCCGCACGUCAGGCCGCUGGAGGGAAAGCCCCAAGAAGAACGCCCUGAGCGAGCUGCAGGACGAGCUGAUGAGUGUCCGGCUGCGCGAGGCCGAGGCUCAGGCCGAACUGCGAGAAAACCGGCAGAGGAUGUUGGAGCUGGCAACUCAGAAUGAAAUCCACAACAACCACCUGCGGAGGGCGGAGCAAGAGGGUCGAAGUCUUCAGGAGCGCGUGCAGACCUUGACCACGCAGAACAAGAACCUCCAUGGGCAGCUGCAGGAGAUCAAACGGCGACAAGCGGAGAUGGAUUGCAAGAGUAAAGAGGAGGUGAUGGCGGUCAGGCUGCGGGAGGCCGACAACAUGGCCGCCAUGGCUGAACUGCAGCAGCACAUCUCUGAGCUGGAGAUCCAGAAAGAAGAAGGCAAGGUCCAAGGGCAGCUGAACCACAGUGACUCUAAUCAGUUCAUCCAAGACCUCCAAGAUCACAUCACUGAACUCAAACAUGAGAUUUGCUGCCUGAAGGUUCAGAGGGGCGUGGCCAAGCCUCCCACCUAUGACAUCAUCAAGCAGUACGCGGGCGACGACAAUGAUGAUGACGAUGAUGAUGAUGAUGAGGAGGAAGAGGAGGAAGGCAGCACCAAGGAGCAGCACCAGACUGGCAGGAGUCGAGUCAAGCUGCAUCCCAAACUGGGGGCCACGGACAGUGAGGAAGAAGACGAGGCCCCCACACCCACCCACCGCUACACCACCGUGUGACCCGCCCAGUGUGGACUGGACCACAGAGAGCAGGGAGGGAGGGACAGUAGACAUUGAACAUAUAUCACUCAACGGAUUUUAUAUUUCUUAACUUUAUUUUAUAAAACAACACCUCUUCAA